Molecule: messenger RNA, 1710 nt
Organism: Symbiodinium necroappetens
Lineage: Eukaryota; Dinophyceae; Suessiales; Symbiodiniaceae
Source: the annotation of a GenBank genome assembly
AUGGAUUCUGUUCGUUCCUUGGACGGCUCGAUCAACGUUCCCGUUCUCGAGGCGGUGUCCUCGCAGAAUGGGCCCUUGCUGGACGCCUCAAACGUAGUGGUUGGCGGACUGGUCGAUGCAGCAAAGGUCUCUGGCGCGUCCACGAACGGGCUGGUCCAAGACAUUGCCGGGCGACAGCGGACCUACAUCCAGAGCUUGUGCCUGAAGGCACUUCUGGUCAGCCAGGGUGUGUCGCUGGUCGAGAACAAGGCUUCUCUCAAAGAGACGAAGCUUCUCUUCGAAGCAUCACAUGCAGGCAUCAUCGAAGGUGUGCCAUUCGCAGGGGUGCCAGUGCUGACCAAUGUGUGCACUCUCCAUCAGAUGUCGGAGGUGACCUUUUACUACUCAAAAGUGCGGCCGCUGGUAAGCGAGAUCCUCAAUGCCCACACAGUGCAGUCCAGCCAGGAUGCUCAGAGGCUUGCGCAAGAAAUCGCAAAUCUCACUGAAAUGCUGUUCAGCUCCAUGGUGUUGGCAGUGGAUCUCUUCAACAACGAAUCCACGGCCUGUGACCUGGCCUCGGCCAUGUCCGGCGCCGAAUGGCUCUCCUUCAUCGACACCCUGGGUCAGCUCAGGCUAGAGACGCAGCAGGUAUCCCAGCAUUUUAUGCAAGUGGCUCUCGGGUCAAACGUGCACACUAGCAAGGUGGAGAUCACUGUUAUGAUGUCCUCGGCCUCACAGAGGCUGCGAAGCCUCAUCGAGGGAUGCAAGGAACAAGGGAUCCCGUCACCGCCAACCCAAGGGGUGGUGGACCAGCUGCUUAUUGGCGUGGAGACGUGGAGCAUGCUAGAGACGGAGUUGACGCAGGCGGUUCGAAGUGAGGCUGUCUCGCCGAUCACAGUGGACCGGGUCGCACUGCUCAGCGGGGACUUGCUCGACCAGCUAACUUCGGUCAUGGAUAUGACUCUCAAGGAAGCCUGGAGAGCCAGCGCGGACACAGCUUCCUACCUGCUCGACCUCACCAGCAAGCAGGCGAUGCGCUUGUCCAGACUGUCCAAGGAGGCAAGCCUGGCGCACUAUGGGAUAAAACCGGAGCAGAACUGGUUGGCACUGAAUGCAUCCCGCGACUCCUUCGUGGCCACGCAUCACCUGCUUUUGCUGGGUUCGCCUGCUCAGAAUACCACUCCAGCUGUGCCGAAGCGGUCCCAGCUCUGCAUCAUCCGGCUCAUGCACGAGGUGGACGAGUUUUACCAACAGCUCCAGGAAGCGGCUGUAGCUGUGGCUUAUGGUAGCUUUGCGAAAGUAUCGGACCUGGACCGGCUGAACCCACUUGCCCAAGAGGCCAUGGCAGCUGCUUCGAAGGCUUUGGUGGACGGAGUGUGCGACAACAACACCGGAGAGGUGGAACUGCACGCAUGGCUCGAAGUCCAUCAGGAGGCUGCUGAUUUGGCGAGGCUCAGUCAGGAUGCCACGGCCGCCUUCAUCCUCGCCCAGCAGGAAGGUGGCGGAAGGUUCAGCUCUCUGGAUGCCGUGGCGCACGACGUGGAAUCAUCGCUUCACAGGCUGAUGUUCGGAUCAUGGGUACCCCAUGUGGCCUCGCCACCGACGCAAGCCUUAUUGGACUACAUUCUGUCUACCUUGAGACCUAUCCUGGAGAGGUUCGAGUCAGCUUUGGCCGGGACGGAUGUGCUGAGUGUGGAAGCUGCAGGCGUGAGCCUGCUCGGCGCAGCGGAG